AUGUUCUCUCAAACAUCAACAGUGACCUAUCAUCCUAAACAUCGAACAUGGUGGCAACAACAGGAUUGUGUUAUAUGUGGUUCUACAGCUAUUGGUGUUAAUUUUGGUGCACGUACAUGUGCACCAUGUAAAGCAUUUUUUCGUCGAAAUGCUCGACGAAAAGAAAUUCUUCAAACUCUUUGUCCAUUUCAAGAAUCAUCUACUUCAAAUUUAAAUGCUAAUGAUAAUCAUGAAACAAAUAUUUAUUGUUCACAAAUACGUUAUUGCUCAUCAUGUCGAUUACGUCGUUGUUUUGAUAUGGGCAUGAAAGAAGAAUUAGUUCGAACUGAUAAAGAAAAUGAACGAUAUAGACAACUUGUCGAAACAAAUCGACAACGUCGAAAUCAGUUAUUACAACAAGAUCAAUUUACUAUUCCUCGGCAAAUUCUAUCGAAACGUGUUCUAUUACAUGAAACAGAUUGGAAUGAUAUAUCCAAUAUAGUUAUUGCUUAUGAGACCUAUUGUCUUAAAAACUACAUUCAACAACGUGCAAAUACAUAUCAUAAUCAAUCCCAAAUCUCUGAUGAUGAUGAUACUGCAAAAAUAAAUCAUCAUGCUUCAACAACGAUUAAUAAAAUGACAUCUUUUCUAUUAUUUCUUUCAACAAUUCCAACUGUUAAAUUGCUUCCUAAAUCUGAUCGUAUUUUUUUAUGUAAACAUAAUAUUCGUCCAUUAAUUUUACUUAAUUCACAUGAACUUGAUCAAUUGUGCUAUUCAGAACCUUGGCAGUUAAUGUAUGAUGAUCUUUCUGCUAAAUAUGUAUGUGGAAAUGAUUUAUUUUCUGAACUUGUUAAUACAAAACAUCGUGCAGAACAAAUCUUGAUAACUGAUCCAGUAGUAACACGUCUUUGGCUUCUUAUAUUAUUUUUUUCUACACCACUUCAUUGUUAUUAUAAUAGUUCUUUGCCAGAAAUAUCUUUAAAUCAAAGAAUAGCUCUAGUAGAAAUUCAACAUUCAUAUAUAAAUUUAUUAUGGAAUUAUUUAUCACAUCGUCAUGGAGAUAUAGAAGUUAUUCGUAUAUUUUCAAAUCUUACUAGUGUUUAUCUUAGUAUGCAACGAAUAAGUCAAGCAAUAAAUACAAUAAUUCGUACACGAGAUGAUUUAUCAACAUUAAAUGAAUCAUUCGAUCGAGCUGUAGUAAUUGAUAGUGACGAUAAAUAG
This is a messenger RNA of Adineta steineri, 1200 nucleotides long. The record is from the annotation of a GenBank genome assembly. NCBI's taxonomy places the organism in Eukaryota, Metazoa, Rotifera, Eurotatoria, Adinetida, Adinetidae.